Molossus molossus (Pallas's mastiff bat) is the source of this 3132-nucleotide messenger RNA. RefSeq names its product collagen beta(1-O)galactosyltransferase 1 (gene COLGALT1). The transcript is spliced from 12 exons. The coding region runs from base 1 to 1869 and encodes 622 amino acids. Lineage: Eukaryota; Metazoa; Chordata; Mammalia; Chiroptera; Molossidae. Gene Ontology annotation, molecular function: procollagen galactosyltransferase activity. The record is from RefSeq and is a predicted model, not a curated record.
AUGGCGGCGGCCUCGCGCGCGUGCCGCCGGUGCGGGCGGCCGCUCCCAGAGCUGCUGCUACUGCUGCUGGCACUGCCGCCUCCAGGGGGCCCGCGGGGUGCUGCCGCCUACUUCCCGGAGGAGCGCUGGAGCCCUGAGUCGCCGCUGCAGGCACCGCGCGUGCUUAUCGCGCUGCUGGCGCGCAAUGCGGCCCACGCGCUGCCGGCCACGCUGGGUGCACUGGAGCGGCUGCGCCACCCGCGGGAGCGCACGGCGCUGUGGGUGGCCACAGACCACAACUCAGACAACACGUCAGCAGUGCUUCGGGAAUGGCUGGUGGCAGUGAAGAGUUUGUACCACUCUGUGGAGUGGCGGCCGGCAGAGGAGCCCAGGUCCUACCAAGAUGAGGAGGGCCCCAAACACUGGUCUGACUCUCGAUACGAGCAUGUCAUGAAGUUGCGCCAGGCAGCCCUGAAAUCAGCCCGGGACAUGUGGGCUGAUUAUAUCUUGUUUGUGGACGCAGACAACCUGAUCCUUAACCCUGACACGCUGACACUUCUCAUCGCUGAGAACAAGACGGUGGUGGCGCCCAUGCUGGAUUCCCGAGCUGCGUACUCCAAUUUCUGGUGUGGGAUGACUUCUCAGGGCUACUACAAGCGCACACCUGCCUACAUCCCCAUUCGAAAGCGGGACCGCCGGGGCUGUUUUGCAGUUCCCAUGGUACACUCAACUUUCCUGAUCGACUUGCGGAAGGCCGCAUCCAGGAACUUGGCAUUCUACCCUCCACACACUGACUAUACCUGGUCCUUCGAUGACAUCAUUGUUUUUGCCUUCUCUUGCAAGCAGGCAGAGGUCCAGAUGUAUGUGUGCAACAAGGAGGUGUAUGGCUUUCUGCCAGUGCCGCUGCGGUCACAUAGUACCCUCCAGGAUGAGGCUGAGAGCUUCACACACGUGCAGCUGGAGGUUAUGGUGAAGCACCCCCCAGCAGAGCCCUCCCGGUUUGUCUCAGUGCCUACCAAGAUGCCAGACAAGAUGGGCUUUGAUGAGGUUUUCAUGAUCAACCUGAAGCGGAGGCAGGACCGGCGGGAACGCAUGCUGUGGGCACUGUGGGCGCAAGAGAUCAAGGUCCGGCUGGUGGAGGCUGUGGACGGCAAAGCCAUGAACACCAGCCAGGUGGAGGACCUGGGCAUCCAGAUGUUGCCUGGCUACCAGGACCCCUACCAUGGACGGCCCCUGACGAAGGGAGAAUUGGGUUGCUUCCUCAGCCACUAUAACAUCUGGAAGGAGAUCGUGGACAGGGGACUGCAGAAAUCGCUGGUCUUCGAGGAUGACCUGCGCUUCGAGAUUUUCUUCAAGAGGCGCCUGAUGAACCUCAUGAAGGAUGUGGAGAGGGAAGAUCUGGACUGGGACCUCAUCUAUGUGGGCCGGAAGCGGAUGCAGGUGGAGCACCCCGAGAAGGCGGUGCCCCGUGUGAGGAACCUGGUGGAGGCUGACUACUCCUAUUGGACACUGGCUUAUGUGAUCUCCCUGCAAGGCGCCCACAAACUGCUGGCUGCCCAGCCGCUCUCCAAGAUGCUACCCGUUGAUGAGUUCCUGCCAGUCAUGUUCGACAAGCACCCAGUGACCGAGUACAAGGCCCACUUCUCGCCCCGCAACCUGUUCGCUUUCUCCGUGGAGCCUCUGCUGGUGUUCCCCACACACUACACAGGGGACGAUGGGUACGUGAGCGACACGGAGACCUCGGUCGUGUGGAACAACGAGCAUGUCAAGACUGACUGGGACCGUGCCAAAUCCCAGAAGAUGAGGGAGCAGCAGGCAUUGAGCCGAGAGGCCAAAAACUCGGAUGUACUACAGUCCCCACUGGACAGCGCUGCCCGGGAUGAGCUCUGAGGGGCAGCGGCUAGAGCGGCCUCCAGAUGCUUGCUGGGGACAGCGGGCCUGCCGAGCCCUGGCUGCAGAGGACUCUCCAUGCAGGGUGGUGGCCAGCCAGCUCUUGCUCAGCAGUCACAUGCACACAGGCAGCAUUAGUGGAGUGCCUACUGUAUGCCAGGAGUAGUGUUUGGCACUGGGAGAUUGGGUAGGAACAAGCCAUCAUUCAUCUCCUGUGCGCCUGACCUUUUUUAAGCAUUGACCAUGUACCAGACUCGUGCGUGAUAGCAGUGAAUGAGGCAUAACCAUUUCCUCAGUGAUGAGUCAGUCAGCCAGCAUUUACUGACAUCCCCCCAAGAAUCAGGCACUAGCGAUACACAUUAAUUUUUAAAAUUAAUUUAAGUAUUUAUUGAGUGCCUACUGAACGUUGGGCACCCUUUCAGGCUCUGGGAAUAAUAAACAAGACACUUUCAUUUAUUCAAAUACAUAUCAGGCACCUACUAUGUGCCUGGUACUUGUGACACAAAAGUAAUUAUUAACUCAAUGCUUUUAUUGAGUGCCUACUGUGUGCCAGGAGUUGAGCUUAGUGCUAGGGAUGGAAAUAAACAUGGUGCUUUUCACUCUUUAAUUGGUUUCUUCCCAAUACAUCUAAAGAGCACCACGUACUGUGUGCACCAGGCAUUAGUGGUACAAAACAGUAUAACUGUUCAGUCAGCAUUUGAUUACCACAUGUGUGCUGGGCCACAGAGAUGAACAAAAAGAGUCCUUUCAUUUCUUCAUGUGUUUGGCAUUUAUUAAGUGCCUGCUGUGUACCAGACCUUGUGGGCUCCCAGUGGGGUUAGAGAAUGGUUCAGUUUGAGUCCUUAUUUGUCCCCCCGUCACCUGAGCUAUGUGCAGACCGCUGCCCAGGAGGGAAGGUGACUAUUCUCUCACCAGGGGCUUCUGCUGGCCACAUGCAGCCCCCCUGGAGGGGGUGGGGAUGAGGAUGGGGGCUGGGUCUCCCCUGCCUACCCCUGGUUCUGUUUGCUUGAUCUCCUAGGCCUGCAUCUCAGGUGUGGUCUCUGCCUGCUCAGUGGUAUUCCUCUGUCCAAGCCCUCGGUGGGCUCAGCUGCACUGGGGUGCUGCCUGCAGCUUGGGCAGCGUGUUCUGCAGCCCAGGCUCAGGACUUGCUGUGCCUUCAGCCAGAAAUGAAUGUCAGAGCCGGCCAGCAGUGCGUUACUCUUAGGGAUGGCUACUGCUCGCUGGGUCGGGUCCUGGAUAACUUGCUUAUUUUUUUAUUAAAUG